Messenger RNA from Ambispora gerdemannii, 580 nucleotides. The record is from the annotation of a GenBank genome assembly. NCBI's taxonomy places the organism in Eukaryota, Fungi, Glomeromycota, Glomeromycetes, Archaeosporales, Ambisporaceae.
UGCUAACUCUGCAGGACUUUCGACUCCUGUUGAGAUACCACCACCGAAAUGCAAAAGUCUUAUGGAUAUCAAAGUUUCAGACGAGGAGUCAAAAGAAUGUGUUGAAAGGUUCUGCAAAAAAUACUUCCGAUUAGGCGGUCGCGACGUCUCACAAUUUAAUGAAUAUAUUCAAACAGCGACAGAGGGACAUGUGGGUUUGGUUUUUCACAUAUUGCGAAAUACAAAAGGGGCAAUGGAACGACGGAUUCGUGAAAAUCUGUUGACUUGGAAAGAAAUAUUUGCGUACAUGAAUUCACAUGAUUUCAAUUUGACACUUGAUGCAUGUCGUGCUUCACCCAAAGUCAAAAGUUUUUCUCGUGAGCAAUUGGUAAUAUGCGAACAUGUUUACUUAGAUGGGAAGAUUCUUUUCAGACAUCACGAUAUCAACACUCAGUGUUUAGUCAAAUCUGGAAUUCUUGUGGUUAAUGAUGGACGUCUGUAUUUUUCAGCACUCUCAUUAAACGAUCAUUUUUCCAGCAAUGUUAUGGAAGUCAAUACAGUGCCGAAGCUACACCUCUAUCAUUAUAUCAUUUUAUUGUGA